Salvelinus namaycush (lake trout) is the source of this 1042-nucleotide messenger RNA. Its product is annotated as putative nuclease HARBI1. The transcript has 5 exons. NCBI's taxonomy places the organism in Eukaryota, Metazoa, Chordata, Actinopteri, Salmoniformes, Salmonidae. Bases 1 to 759 code for a protein of 252 amino acids. The record is from RefSeq and is a predicted model, not a curated record.
AUGGCAUGCCCAUUCGUGCGAGAUGUGGUGGAUGAAGAAGCACUUGUGCUGAGGAGAGCCUUCAGGCGAGAAAGGGUCUUCAGGGACCGGUUGGACCCACUGGCCUUCCCUGAUGACCAUCUAUAUGAAAGAUACAGGUUUUCUGCAGAUGGCAUCAGUGGAGCCUUCCUGUACUCAGUGGGGGAUGCAGAACAGCUGAACAAGGCCACAAUUUGCCGCACAAUAAGGAAGGCCGAUUUUGUGAAUAGGAAAUCCUUUCACAGCAUUAAUGUUCAGAUGGUCUGCAAUGCUGACUGUGUGAUCAGCAAUGUUGUGGCAAAAUGGCCUGGCUCAGUCCAUGACUCCAGACUCUUUCGGGCCUCUGAAAUCUAUCAGUGCCUAUCACAAGGUGAAUUCUCUGGUGUGUUGCUGGGAGACAGGGGGUAUGGCUGCCAGCCUUUUCUCCUGACACCUUUCACAGACCCCCAGGAAGCACAGCAGGCCUACAACCAUGCCCAUGCCAGGACCAGGGCCAGAGUUGAAAUGACCUUUGGCCUCCUGAAGGCACGCUUUCACUGCCUUCACAAAUUAAGGGUCAGCCCUGUUAGGGCAUGUGAUAUUACUGUGGCUUGUGCUGUCCUCCACAAUGUGGCCUGCCUGAGGAAGGAGAGGGCCCCCAGAGUGCCACCAGCCAUGGACUGGGACAAUCCGGCAAUCUUCCCUGAUGACGACAGUGGUCGGCUGCUGAGGGACCAAUAUGUGUUGAAUUAUUUUAGUUAGUAUGUGUGCUUUCAAUUUUGGUUAAAUAUGUCCUGCGGUGGCAGAGGAAUUUGGUUUUUUUUGGGUUCGUUUUUUUACGAAUUUGGCCUCUUAUGAUGUUUGUGCGGUAUACUGUGUGUAAUACAAGGCUGCAGGGAGGCUACUGCAUCCAUUCAUUUGUCUGUUCAGUUGAUGUGUAUGGAUUUGUCCUGCAUUUAUUUUAGUGUGCAGACAUGCAGGGUGUGUUAUAUACAGACCUUUGAAUGUGUAUGUAUCAUUUUGUAUAAUAUGCUUGGAUUCUGUG